Messenger RNA from Cuscuta epithymum, 3342 nucleotides. The record is from the annotation of a GenBank genome assembly. Lineage: Eukaryota; Viridiplantae; Streptophyta; Magnoliopsida; Solanales; Convolvulaceae.
AGUUUUGUUUUAGAGAGGGGUAGGGUGGUGUGUCCCGAGGCAGAAGGAUCUGUAUCUGGAUCAGUGAGUUCGAAAAUCCAAAGAUCCAAUCUCGACUCAGUUAUUCGCAGUUCCUUGCAGUUUCAUUUUGGUAGCACGUGACCCCGAAUCUCCACUUUUACUACGCAAAGCAACUUACCCACCACCACCUUCCCCCAUUCUCGCCCACUCUUCUCUGAUCUGUCUUCCUCGUGGACCAUUUUCUAAUUUUCUCCGCAAUUUCCAGCUAGUUCUUUAGUUUUUUUUGAAAUACAAGGCAAAACUGUUUUCUUGAUUGAUUGAUGUGCUACUCAUACAUAUAUAUAGUGUGACUAUGUGAACAGCUGUUUUCUUGAAGACUUCUCGCUCUUGAAAACCUGGAGUGAAGAGAAGAGAAAAAUGUCGCAGAAAUCCGGAGAUGAGUUCAUUUAUUUGCAUGGAGAUUUGGAGCUGCACAUCUUUGAGGCUCGUAAACUGCCCAACAUGGACCUCGCUACCGAGCGCCUGCGCCGCUGCUUCGCUUGCGACGCCUGCCGCCCCGUCGAUGAGUUCAACGGAGAGAGCGCCGGGGACAACCAGGAGAUGAAACCCUAUCGCCGGGGAAUCAUUACGAGUGACCCUUACGUCACUGUGUCCGCUCCCCAGACUGCACUCGCUCGCACUCGGGUCAUACCCAACACGCAGAACCCCGUCUGGAACGAGCAAUUCCACAUCCCGCUCGCGCACCCCCUUGCCAAUUUGGAGUUCCGGGUCAAGGAUGAUGACGUAUUCGGAGCUCAGAUUAUGGGCAAAGUGAAGAUUCCGGCGCAGAGGAUUGCCUCAGGAGAACUCAUCUCCGGCUGGUUUCCUGUGAUUGGACCCUCAGGGAAGCCUCCCAAGCCCGAUUGCGCACUCCGGAUCGAAAUGAAGUUCACUCCAUUUGAAAACAAUCCCUUGUAUAAUAAGCAUGGCAUUGUGGGCGAUCCUCAGCAAUUGGGCGUGAGGCGCACAUAUUUCCCACUCAGGAAAGGGUCCUCAGUUAAGCUAUACCAAGAUGCUCACAUCAGUCAUAAUGUGAAAUUCCCACCUAUCGAAUUGGAUGGGGGGAGAAUGUAUCAGCACGGCACUUGCUGGGAAGAUUUAUGCUAUGCAAUUUCAGAGGCUCAUCAUUUGAUAUACAUUGUUGGCUGGUCCGUCUUUCACAAGAUUAAACUUGUUAGAGAGCCUACAAGGCCAUUGCCACGUGGUGGGGAUUUGAUUCUGGGUGAUCUACUAAAGUACAAGUCCCAGGAGGGGGUACGAGUCUUGUUAUUACCAUGGGACGACAAAACUUCUCACGACAAGUUCUUCAUUAACACGGGUGGAGUAAUGGCAACCCACGAUGAGGAGACCAAGAAAUUUUUCAAACACUCAUCUGUGAUUUGUGUCCUGUCAACACGCUAUCCCAGUAGUAAGCUUAGCUACGUGAAACAGCAUGUUGUUGGAACCAUGUUUACCCAUCACCAGAAAUGUGUACUCGUGGACACACAGGCUUCUGGUAACAAUAGAAAAAUUACGGCUUUCUUGGGUGGUCUUGAUCUUUGUGAUGGUCGUUAUGAUACACCCGAACACCGUCUGUUCCGUGAUCUUGAUACUGUUUACAAGGAUGAUUUUCAUCAACCUAACCUGCCACCAGGGACGAAGGCUCCAAGAGAGCCAUGGCAUGACUUGCACUGCAGAAUCGAUGGCCCUGCUGCAUAUGAUGUGCUUAUAAACUUCGCCCAACGUUGGAGGAGAGCAACAAGGUGGAGAGAAUUUGCAAUACUAAAAAAAAAGAUGUCGCAGUGGCACGAUGAUGCAAUGAUAAAAAUUGAACGCAUAUCAUGGAUACUUAGUCCUGCUUUUUCUAUAACAAAGGAAACAACACUCAUUCCUGAAGAUGAUCCAAAACUUUAUGUAUCUGAGGAGGGGCAGUCAGAAAAUUGGCAUGUGCAGAUAUUCCGUUCCAUUGAUUCUGGUUCUGUGAAGGGUUUUUCCAAAAAUGUUCAGAUUGCAACAUCACAGAACCUAUUCUGCGGGAAAAAUUUGGUUGUAGACAAAAGCAUCGAAAGAGCAUAUAUCCAUGCAAUAAGAUCAGCUCAACAUUUCAUUUAUAUUGAAAACCAGUAUUUUCUUGGGUCAUCAUAUGCUUGGCCGUCAUACAAAGAUGCUGGUGCUGAUCAUCUCAUUCCUAUGGAGUUGGCACUGAAAAUUGUUAGUAAAAUUAGAGCUAAGAAAAGAUUUGCUGUAUACGUGGUUGUUCCAAUGUGGCCUGAAGGGGACCCCAAGACGGCUACUGUGCAAGAAAUUCUCUAUUGGCAGAGCCAAACAAUGCAGAUGAUGUAUCAAGUCAUUGCAAGGGAAAUCAAGUCUGCAAAGCUUGAUGCACAUCCCUCAGACUUUUUGAAUUUCUAUUGCCUUGGCAACCGGGAAGAAGCUGAUUCAGCGGCUCAGUCGCUUAAUGCCACAGAUAAGGUUUCAGACUCAUUUAAGUUUCAGCGGUUCAUGAUAUAUGUGCAUGCCAAAGGAAUGAUAGUGGAUGACGAGUAUGUCAUUUUGGGAUCUGCCAAUAUAAACCAGCGAUCUAUGGCUGGGUCAAAAGAUACCGAGAUAGCUAUGGGUGCCUACCAGCCUCAUCAUACAUGGGCAAAGAAGCAGCGGCAUCCUCGGGGACAGAUUUAUGGAUACAGAAUGUCUCUGUGGGCAGAGCACCUUGGAAUGCUGGAAGAAUGUUUUAAUGAGCCAGGGAAACUAGAGUGUGUGAACAGGGUGAAUGAGGUUGCUCGGGGAAACUGGAGAAAAUACACAGAUGACAAAUUCCACACCUUGCAGGGCCAUCUCCUGCAUUAUCCUUUAGACGUGGAUGCAGAUGGCAAAGUAUGUCCCUUGCCUGGGAGCGAAAAUUUCCCGGAUCUGGGGGGUAAAGUCAUUGGAACUCCGUCUGCUGCUCUUCCCGAUGUUCUGACUACAUAAUAUUUUACAGCUGUGAGAGCUUUUCUCUUCGGGUGAAUGCUCAUUGUUUUUUUUUUAUCAUGGUGAAUGCUCAUUAUUUUUUUUUUAUCAUGGUGAAUGCUCAUUGUUGGACACUUGGACUAUUGAAGAGAUCAUCAGUUGAAUAAGAUCGAUGUGUUAUUUUUUAUUUUUUCUGGUGCCGAGUAUUAUUCUUCCUAUUACUAUUGCUGUUAUAAUUGUUGUUAUAAUUGUUGUUUUUUAUUUUUCCUUUUCUGCAACUUGGUGCUCCAACUUUUAUUUACUAGUUUGGUGCCUCAACAAAAACGGUUUGUAAUGUGUUUUUACUGUAUAAAAAGUAUGUUCAGUAAUUUGUCA